Molecule: messenger RNA, 1401 nt
Organism: Ilyonectria robusta
Lineage: Eukaryota; Fungi; Ascomycota; Sordariomycetes; Hypocreales; Nectriaceae
Exons: 3
Coding region: 1-1401 (466 amino acids)
Molecular function (GO): FAD binding; monooxygenase activity
Source: RefSeq, a predicted model, not a curated record
AUGAAAAUCGUCAUCAUCGGCGCUGGCAUUGCAGGAUGCACAGCUUACCUCGAGCUUCGAAAACACAUACCAGAAAUUUCGUCUAUAACGAUAUACGAGGCACACGAUACCAACAAAGACACGGAUGCUCAUCAACGCGAAUCAGGCGGUACACAUUCAUCCACCCUGCUUGUCGGCGGCGGACUAGGCAUUGCGCCAAAUGGCCUGGGUGUCCUGCAACGUCUUGAUGAGGACCUCCUUCGAGACGUUACACGCAGCGGCUAUGUCACCUCGCACUCCAACUUGAAGGACAAGAAUGGAAAUGUACUCAUGCGCAUCGAACCUAACGGGCCAAACCAUGACAAAGAUGCUGGUCCUGCUGCGCAUAUGCAUACCGUGGCAUGCAGUCGUCAUUUGCUUUGGCAGAGUCUGCGCAGUCGUAUCCCGGACGAACAAAUUAUCAACAAACGAGUGCUGGACGUUACCGCCAACGCUGACGGCAGAAAUACUGUUCGCUUCGUUGAUGGUAGUGAUCCCGUCGAAGCUGAUCUGAUCAUCGGGGCGGAUGGAGUCCGAUCCAUUGCGAAGAGGGCUCUCUUCCCAGAAUCUGGAGAAGACUUAUAUCCCCCGAAGUAUGAAGGUCUUGUCGGCAUUGGCGGGUUUGUCAGCGCCGCAGACGUUAAAUAUUGUGUCGACAAAGGAUCCAUGAACUUCAUUUUUGGAGGAAAUGGCUUUUUCGGCUACUUCUUCUCCGACAGCUGCUCCUCCGAUCCUCAACGUGACUCACCCUUUCACGUCUCGGAGCCGGGCGAUUCCCUCGCCUGGUGGUCCACCUAUGAGAUCAAGGACUGUCCCGACGGCAAAUGCAUUGACGUCGACGAUGUGGUUUCUCAGCUCCGUGACAGACAUUCCCAGUGGAAAGACCCCGUGGUCCAAAGGAUCCUCAAAUCUCUUACAGUCCAAAACAUGUAUCCGACGUGGACCUCGCCGCAGCUUCCAACAUGGGAGCGUCAUGGGGUUGUCUUGCUCGGAGAUGCUGCGCAUGCUCUCCCCCCAACGUCAGGCCAAGGUACAUCACAGGCAUUCGAGGACUGCGAGGCAUUUGCUCUCUUGUUAGCUCGUCACCUUGGAAAAAGGAAUGAGGGACAUUACUCGACUGAGCAAGCGGCAUUGAAACAGGCAAUCAGCAGAGCUGGGAAGCAGUAUGUGGCUCUGCGCCAGCCACGCGUGAACGAAAUUCUGAAAGCUGCACAGAAGAUGCAAAACUCUAAGCGCAAUAUGGGAGUCAUCCAAGAGUAUGCAAUGUACGCUUUCAUGAAAGUUUUCGGAUUGUUUCCCAGUCUCUUCACAAAGUCAAUUCGCAAAGUGGCUGAGUAUAAUAUUGCUGAAGAGGUGUCCCGUGUGCUCUCAUUGGAACACUGA